CUCCAAGAUAUUUUGCAUCAAGGCGCCCAAGCAUAAAGAUGAGUGUGAAUCAAUGGCUGCGUCGUCGAGAGAGCGGCUUGCGCUUCAGUUUGGAAGACAACAACUUUAUUUUGCAGCGCAUAUACAGCUCCAUUAACAUGUUCAACAGUUACCAUGCAAACUGCAAGCGCACAGAAACUCAAAAUGGGGCUAUUUUCAAUUUGGAGUUCAAUGCCGAAGGUAAUGUGGUGGUCGCAGCUUGCCAACGAAAUUCGGUGUUGGUGUUCGAUGCCAUUACUCAAAGCGAAGUUUUCAAAAUACCUGACGCACACACGGACAGUGUCAACUGCAUAAAGUUCUUUGACGAACGCCUGUUUGCAACAGGGUCCGACGAUUUCACUGUGGCCUUGUGGGAUCUGCGCAACAUGAAGCAGAAAAUGCGUGUACUGCAUGGUCAUUCCAACUGGGUGAAGAACAUCGAGUAUUCGUCCAAGGACAAACUGCUCGUUUCCUCUGGGUUUGACGGCAGCAUUUUUACUUGGGAUAUUAAAUCACAAACGGAGCAGGGGUUAAUCUCGCAGAGAGUAUUCCAUGCCAGCGGACUGAUGCGUUGCCGUAUAUCACCCAAUAGUGAAAAGUUAGUACUCUGUACCAGCGGGGGAUACAUAAUGAUUGUACAUCAUUUGGAUUUGACGACAUUACAUAGGGAUCUGUGCGGCUUUAGGCCUAACAUCUAUCGGCUGAUGCAGCUAGGUGAUCAGUACAUACCACAGGCCGCCAAGUACGAUCACGUGUUCUCCAAGAGACAGAAGAAGAAUCGAGUAGAACUGGUCACAGACUUUCCGGAACAAAACGAUGCCGAGAUGAUAAUGGCACUACAGAUACACCCACAAUGUCGUUGUAUGCUGACUCGAAACGUAAGCUGUGAUGAGCAGACCGAAUGGACUUGUGUACACAAUAUUAACGAGGAGCCAUAUCAUACCGAUGAUGAAAGCUCCGACGAUGAGCCACAGCCAAAAAAGCGCAUGCUCAUUCCCAACAACGGCAGCACAAGCGACAAUGAGCAGGAGGAGACUGAAAGUAGCGUCUCCCAUACGCAUACACGCGGACGUGGCCGACUGCAGGUCUUCCAGCUCGAGAAUGCGCGUGCGCAUAGUCGACUAUCAGCUACAGCUCCACUAGCGAACGCGCGUCCCGACAGCUUUAUACCAGACAUUUGGGCUGCCGAGGUGACGGUGCAGGAGCGUGCCAUACGUCAAAGUCGGGCACGCAACUCUACCAACCAUGUCAGCGGCUACAACUUUGUCUAUGCCAUCAGCAGUGGCGUCUUGCCUUUACUCCCGAAUAGGACCAAUCGCAUGGCAGGAUCUGCCAGAACACGCACAGCCUCUAGCUCAGACCAACGUAUCCUAACGUCGCCCCCUGAAGGAGGAAUGAAUAGCAGUAGCCGUAGUAGCAGCAGUAGUAGUAGUAGCAGCAUUAGCAGCACCGACGCCACAUUAGGCCUUGAUAUCAGUCCUCCUCACCUUCGACUUCGUCCACUUAUUGCCGCAUCUACGACGGCAGCUAGCAAAGAGAACAGUCAUCCCAUUUUGGUGAAUGCAAAAAAAUUACUUUAUUAUGCAUCCGAAACGAAUAACAAACCUGGCUUCAUUAAGGAGCCAGGCUUCUCGGCGGAUGGACGCAUAAUCUGUUCGCCGUAUGGCAAUGGCGUGCGACUGUUGGGCUAUCAAGCAGACUGCAGCGACUAUCCAAGUCACCAGCUAUUCGAGGAAGUGAAGCGUAGUCCGCGAAAGUUGGUUGAGAUUGCCAAGGUGACGGAGCAUCAAGAUGUUGUGCUAUGCGCAAAGUUUAGUCCACGUGAGCCGUUACUUGUGUCCGGUUGCAAUGGUGGGGAAGUGACUUGGUAUCGUCCACACUUGUAAGCGUUCCUACUUAAACGAUAAACUCUGAAAAAGGGUUCAACUCCACUCGGUAGCAGUGGUUUGUGCCCUCAGCUCUGAAAGUGUUCGAUUAGCCAAAUGACUUGCUUGUUGUAAAGUGAAAGAACUGUAGUAAUUUUGUUUAUUUUAUUCAUUAUAAUAGUGUGGUUGCACAUGAGUGUGAGGCAUGGAGAGCAGCCGCUGCGGGCGUGCGUCUGAAUAUAUAUUAAAAUAUAUAUGUAUAAGAUAUACAAUUUAUAAAUGUGUAAUUAUAAACGAUAGCAUCAUCAUAAAAAAUACAAAUAGUUGUUUACAUCAAAA
Messenger RNA from Scaptodrosophila lebanonensis, 2222 nucleotides. RefSeq names its product DDB1- and CUL4-associated factor 10 homolog. The record is from RefSeq and is a predicted model, not a curated record. NCBI's taxonomy places the organism in Eukaryota, Metazoa, Arthropoda, Insecta, Diptera, Drosophilidae. The coding region runs from base 39 to 1904 and encodes 621 amino acids. The transcript has 5 exons. Gene Ontology annotation, molecular function: protein binding. Gene Ontology annotation, cellular component: Cul4-RING E3 ubiquitin ligase complex.